UGAUUGCUGUGAAUUUGAACAAAGCAACAGUUGUUUGUUUCUGUUUAGUUUGCGUCAGGACGUAGUUAAUUCUCCUUUCAAAUUAGUUUAAAUUAAUGAGAAAGUUUACGUUCUGGGAUACAGUGUUUUGAGUGUAAUUUAAAAGCAAUUAAUCUUCCCAAAACCGAGUGAGAAGUCUUAUUUCACCCCCUCCUCCUCCUCCUCCUCCUCCUCCUCUUGAGGAAACUGAACGCACGCGCGCAGAGCGGAUGCCGGGAGCGAACAGACAGUUUGCGGUGAGCUGUAUGUCUCUCUGUCAGUGAGCCUGCGCGGCUCGAUGUGCGACAGCGACAGGAGGAAGACAGACAGACAGUUAUCGUGGCUCAAGGUCGGCCUUGAUGGUACAGAGCACCCGCUGAGCGCGAGCGGCAGAACAGCCAAGUGGCGACUCGGGGGGUGGGUGGGGGGGCUGUACGUGAAACUCAAAGAAGUCAGCAUGGACGGCAAAGGUACGCUGAAGAUGUUCAGGAAGAAACGGGAACUGAUCAAGACGCCAUCCAUCUCGAAGAAGAGCCGAGCAGGAAGCCCCGGGCCGCAGAGCAGCGCCCAGUCUCUGUCCAUCCUUCAGGAGCAGCCUCGGAAAGAUGCAGGCGACAUCAACCUCUCUUCUUCACCUUCAUCCUAUUCCACCUCAUCAACUCUCACCCCGACAUCUGCCGGGUUCCAGGACCUCUCCCUGUCCUGCCCGAGCACCCCCAGCAUCCAGCACGGCAAACUGGCGGCGAUGCAAGGGGUGGGCUGCCCGUCCCCUGUGGCCACCCUGAAGAGACCGACUGCGCUGAGCAGACAUGCCAGCGCUGCAGGUUUCCCGCUCCAGUCGUGGGUGUUCACUAAAGGCCAGGGGAAAGGGGCCUUGACCCCCACUGCUCCGUCUGAGGGUUCAGAGAGCACAGCCAUUGAGGUUGAGGACAUCCCGGCACUGCUGAGGGACGUGGCGCGCUUCGCAGAGGCUGUGGAGAAACUGAAGGACGUCGUGCUGGCGGAAGGUAAGAAGGAGAGUCAGCGGCCCGUGGCUCACGAGUGUUUGGGGGAGGUCCUACGGGUGCUGCGUCAGGUCAUCAACACCUACCCGCUGCUCAACACCGUGGAGAUCCUCACUGCUGCUGGCAAGCUCAUAUCGAAAGUCAAAGGUUUCCACUAUGAGGCUUGUAACGAGGCUGAUAAAAAGGACUUUGAGAAGGCAAUUGAAACCAUUGCAGUUGCUUUUAGCAGCAAUGUAUCUGAACUGCUGAUGGGAGAGGUGGACAGCAGCACGUUGCUCUCCCUGCUGCCCACUGAGAAGAGCAGGUCGAUGGAGAACUUGUACGCUGCGACAGGCCAUGGAGCAGACGGGGGACAGUUCAGGAGCGACCUGCAGGACAUUGGCAGAGCUGAGGCAGUGGAUGUGAUCCUCCAAAACAGCGAAGGAGGGGUGGACUCCGCUCUGCUCUAUGCCAAAACCAUCUCUAAGUACAUGAAGGACCUGAUGACCUACGUGGAGAAGAGAAUCUCACUUGAGACUGAGUUCUCCAAAGGCCUCCAGAGAUUGUACCAGUCCUGCAAACACAGCAUAACACAUCCCCAAAUGCCCCUCUUCUCCAUCUACUCUCUGGCUCUGGAGCAAGACCAGGAGCAGAGUGUGGGGCUGCAGCAGGCCAACACCACCCUGUACAACCAGACCUUCAUCCAGCCUCUGAUGCAGCGUAAGCAGGAUCAUGAAAAGAGACGGAAGGAGAUCAAGGAACACUGGAUUCGAGCUAAGAGAAAACUAAUGGAGUGCGAAGCGAACCUGCGGAAAGCCAAGCAAGCCUUCAUGGUCCGCUGCGAGGAGUACGACAAGGCCAAAACGGCAGCCUGUCGAGCUGAGGAAGAAGGAGGAGGAUCUACAGCAAAGUCUGUGGAGAAGAAGAAACGAUUAGAGGAAGAGGCUCGCAACAAGUCAGACGAGGCGGAGGCCACCUACCGGACAUGUAUAGCGGAUGCUACCACUCAGCAGCAGGAGCUGGAGCACACAAAGGUCACAGUGCUGAGACAACUGCAGGACAUCAUCAAACAGAGCGACCAGACCAUCCGCUCGGCGACCAUCUCGUACUACCAGCUCAUGCACAUGCAGACCGUAGCCUUGCCGGUCCACUACCAGACUCUGUGUGAGAGCAGUAAGCUGUAUGACCCAGGUCACCAGUAUGCCGCACACGUGCGCGACCUGCAGCUGCCAGAGCAGCCGACCGUUCAAUACACAUUUGAGAGCUACAGUCCCUUCAGCUCAUCAUCACACCAUGGCCACAGACCAAGGAAUGACAGUUUCAACACAGAGCAGACGAGCCACACGGACGGUCCUGCCACCAGUGUGGAUACAGCAGCUGGAGACAACCGAGACACAGAGGUUCACCGCAAGAGACAGGGCCACAAGUCGUGGGGCUCAACAGUGAGCGAUGACAGCGUUGGAGGAGAGGGAGCCCUAGAGUCUCCUACUGCCAGCAAAAGUGACAUCAGUAAAAUUGUUCGGACGUCAUCCACUGGAACAAUGUCGUCCAAUGAGGACGUAGACGAGAAAGAUGGGAAUGUGACCUCAUUUGAAGCUCCAAACAUGAACGGCAUGGAUCCUGAUGUAGUGGUGUCCACCCGACCUUUCCGUAACAUCGGCCUGUCUAAAGCAGCCCAGACCCACCGACUGAGGAAGCUACGGACUCCUUCAAAGUGCCGCGAGUGUGACAGCUACGUUUACUUCCAGGGGGCCGAGUGCGAGGAGUGUUUCCUGGCGUGUCACAAGCGCUGUCUGGAGACUUUGGCCAUCCAAUGCGGCCACAAGAAGCUGCAGGGCCGUCUGCAGCUGUUUGGCAGGGACUUCUCUCAGGUAGCCAGCUGCGCCAGUGACGGCAUUCCCUUCAUCAUCACCAAGUGUAUCUCCGAGAUCGAGAGACGGGCACUGAAGAUGAAGGGCAUCUACAGGGUGAACGGGGUGAAGACUCGUGUGGAGAAGCUGUGUCAGGCCUUUGAGAAUGGCAAGGAGCUGGUGGAGCUGUCCCAGUGCUCACCACAUGACAUUAGCAACGUCCUCAAGCUUUACCUCAGACAGCUGCCAGAGCCCAUCAUGCUGUUCCGCCUCUACAACAGUCUGAUGGGUUUGGCGAAGGAGAGUCUGCAUAGUGAAGCAUUCACACCAGAAGGAGAGGAGGCCGAGACGAACAGUACCAACCCAGCAGCGGGCAAGGGUCCGGAGCUGGUGGAUCUGGGCCCGGACACCGACCCAGAGGUCCUGGUCCUGGUCAACAAGCUGAAGGAGCUUCUGAAGGAGCUGCCCAAGGCUAACGUCGCUACGCUGCGCUACAUCAUUCGCCACCUCCGGAGGAUCGCAGAACUAGAGGAAGAUAACAAGAUGAGUCCCAGUAACUUGGGUAUUGUGUUUGGUCCCUCCCUGAUGCGUCCCCGUCCGACCGGGGCCACGAUCUCCCUGUCCUCUCUGGUUGAUUACCCCCACCAGGCCCGCAUCGUGGAGACCCUCAUAGUCUUCUAUUCAUCCAUCUUCCAGUCCAAGACCUCUCAGUCCAGCAAAACCUGUCGCACUGAUUCCACCUCCACUCCACAGGAAAGUAUUGCAGAUAACAAGAUGGGGAGCUCUGCUGAUGGAGAGGAGGAUGGAGGCAGUGAGGAGACAAAUAAACCAGAAUGUGACAAGAUGGAGGAGGGAUGUGGCCUCUUUAUCUCCACAGGAAGUUCUUUUGGGUCGCUGGGGUCUAGUGAGCAGCUCCCAGACUCCGACUCGGAGCUGGACGAGAGUGGUCAGAGGACCACACACUGCCGCAGCCUGGUGAAGCAGGAGAGCGAGGUAAGCAUGGAUGACGAUCAGCUGAGCUACAGGGACAGUCUGGACCUGUCCAGCCAGUCUGCAACCCAAACGGACCCGGAACAAGACGCGGAUCAGGACCACGACUUAGCAGAGCCCCCUGCACUGCCAGACAGCGGGCCCCCAGAUGACGACACAGGGGCAGAGCAAGACCUGAGCGCCUCUCUGGCCGAGCUCAACGUGAACCAGUCCAACAACAACAAUCCAUGCUCCCCAAAGUUAAGCUUGUCGGGGCUUCGACUGGCACGUCUGUGUGGAAAGAAGUUACCCCUGACCAGAAACCGGGACAGUGAGCCUGAGUUUGUCUGAUAUCAUUAUCAAAGUCGUGUGUGUGUGUGUGUGAGAGUGUGAGAAGUCUAUAGUAUGAGCUGAGUAACAGGACUAUUGAUCUUGUUUUAUUAAUUCAAAUCCAGCAAAUCCUUCAUCUGAGAGUGCUAAUGUGUUGUGUACAGCAAGAUUUAAGUUUUUAACGUGUAGGUGUUUGCAGUUGUAUUGAUCUAUCCUGGCAGUGAAACCUCUGCAUGCUUACUGCUGUUUGAUGUGAUUUCAUCUUGUCAUUUCAUGAAGUUUUGACUCAUAUAGUUUGUAUUUUAAAGUGUUUUAUACAUUGCUCUUGCAAGCUUGGGGAAAAGGUGGGCAGCAAUAGCCAAUUUGCCUUAAAGUGCUGCUGGUUUAAUUUCAGCACUAAAAUAAAAAAAUAAAUGUACUCUAUAAAUGUUGCCUGUAUUGCCUUGUUAUGGAUGUUUGGUCUAUUUUAAUAAACAUUUUAUUUUAAAAU
Molecule: messenger RNA, 4640 nt
Organism: Sander lucioperca (pikeperch)
Lineage: Eukaryota; Metazoa; Chordata; Actinopteri; Perciformes; Percidae
Gene: arhgap45b
Product: Rho GTPase activating protein 45b
Exons: 24
Coding region: 317-4171 (1284 amino acids)
Biological process (GO): signal transduction; activation of GTPase activity
Cellular component (GO): membrane
Molecular function (GO): GTPase activator activity
Source: RefSeq, a predicted model, not a curated record